UUUGGCCUCAGCUGCAUCAGAGCGCCACUUCUCCCCAGGUUCACCAGAGGAAACACCACUGCACAAAAUGCUUUUCCUCCCAGCUGCUGCUCUGUGCUGUCUGUGUUCAGCACUGGUUACCAUGGCAGCACAGAUGAUUCAGGAGGAUUUAACAUUGACCAGGAGAGUUGGAGAAAGUGUCUCCUUCAGCUGUGGAGAUGAUGAAUGUGACUAUACUGGUUUGAUCUGGUACCAGAAGAAAGAUACUGAACCAUUUAGGCUAGUUCUUGUCGUGGAUACUGAUGAUGGUAGAGUUGAGUCAAGUUCUAAUCAUUCCCAGAAAAAUGAUUUUUCAGUUGAGAUUAAACAGAACAGAUACCAGUUGAAGAUAGUUAAACUUGAGCAUUCGGCCACUUAUUACUGUGCCUGUUGGAAGGACGCACCCCACAGCUAUGAUUACGACAUCUUCGGCUCUGGAACUAAACUGUAUGUAACAGAUGAGCAGGUAGUGAAGCCCGUGGUGAGCGUGUACCCAGCAGCAUCCAGAGCCCACCUGGAGGGGAACAGCUCCCUGCUGUGUGUGGCCUCAGCCAUGUUUCCUCCUCUGGUCCAGUUCUCCUGGAAAAGACAGAAGAAGAACGGCGGAGAAGCGGAGGAGCUGCCCCCUGCUGAGGGAGAGCAGCUGGAGCUCAGAGAGGCGGGACGCAGCGCCUCCAUUUUAGUGGUUAAUCGGGAUGAUCCCUUCACAUACAUAUACAGCUGUCAUGUGAGACAUCAGGGGGGCACAGUGGAGGCCCAAACACAACAAGAGCUCCUCUCUUAUGUUCUCCAGUCUCAGUGCAGGGUGAAGCUGCUCUGCCUGCUGUACACAGUGCUGAUAGUGAAGAGUCUGGUGUACUGCUGUGGACUCUCUCUGCUGAUGAUGCUCACAAACAAGGGAGCGUCCACCAACUGCACACAUGCUGACUGCUUUCUGAUUGGCAUCUUUCACACUCAGAUUUCCCCACAUGAGCAGGCAGACAUAUAAAUUAAGUUGUGGCUGGUAAAAUCCAUCCAUCUUCUUCCUCCUAUUCGGGGCCGAGUCGCAGAGGCAGCAGCUUAAGCAGAGAAGCCCAGACCUCCCUCUCUCCAGUCACCUCCUCCAGCUUGUCCGGAGGAGCACCAAGGCGUUCCCAGGCCAGCCGAAAGAGAUAAUCUCUCCAACGUAUCCUGGGUCUGUCCCAGGACCACCUCCCGCUGGGACAUGCCUGGUGGUUUGGAGAAAUGUUUAUCAUUUAUACCCUUCUUAAAUAUAACCAC
Molecule: messenger RNA, 1278 nt
Organism: Maylandia zebra (zebra mbuna)
Lineage: Eukaryota; Metazoa; Chordata; Actinopteri; Cichliformes; Cichlidae
Source: RefSeq, a predicted model, not a curated record